UUCUGCAAAUCAAAAUCCUUUCUAAUUCCGGUACUAAAUGCCUCGUCACCCUUCUUAUCCGUUCUUCAAUUUCCCCACAUUUAAAGUCCCCUCCUUUCCUUCCCCUUUUCAGGACCCAUCGUCGCCCCUUCAGUCAAAAUCUCUUCUUCCUGUUUUCCUGCAUUCCCCACGUUAUCGUGCAGGAGUGCGGCGCGUUGAGCUGAGAAGAAAGAUAUGCGGAUAGAAGAGAGCGAAGGCGUCUCGGCGUCGAGGAAGCACCUCGUCUUCGCUUACUACGUCACCGGCCAUGGCUUCGGCCACGCCACUCGUGUUGUCGAGGUGGUAAGGAAUCUGAUUCUGGCUGGGCAUGACGUCCACGUGGUUACGGGUGCUCCUGAUUUUGUGUUCACUUCAGAGAUACAGUCUCCCCGGCUCUUCAUCCGCAAGGUACUUCUGGACUGCGGUGCAGUCCAAGCUGAUGCAUUGACGGUUGAUCGGCUUGCUUCCUUGGAGAAGUACUCAGAGACGGCAGUUAUACCCCGGGAAUCCAUUCUGGCAACUGAGGUAGAGUGGCUCAAUAGCAUCAAAGCUGACUUAGUGGUUUCAGAUGUUGUUCCAGUUGCUUGCCGUGCUGCAGCUGAAGCUGGCAUUCGAUCCGUUUGUGUCACCAACUUUAGUUGGGAUUUCAUAUAUGCAGAGUAUGUAAUGGCGGCUGGGAAUCAUCACCGUUCAAUAGUUUGGCAGAUUGCAGAGGACUAUUCUCAUUGCGAGUUCCUGAUCCGUCUCCCUGGAUAUUGCCCCAUGCCGGCAUUCCGUGAUGUCAUCGAUGUACCCCUAGUUGUCAGGAGGUUGCAUAAGUCCCGCAAAGAGAUAAGAAAGGAACUUGCCAUUGAAGAAGAUGUGAAGGUUGUUAUCCUUAACUUUGGUGGACAGCCGUCUGGCUGGAAGCUGAAGGAGGAGUUUUUGCCCCCUGGUUGGUUGUGCCUGGUGUGUGGUGCAUCUGAUACACAAGAGCUUCCACCAAAUUUCAUAAAACUAGCGAAAGAUGCCUACACACCUGAUGUUAUGGCAGCAUCGGACUGCAUGCUAGGAAAGAUUGGGUAUGGGACUGUUAGUGAAGCCUUGGCGUACAAAUUACCAUUUGUGUUUGUACGGAGAGAUUAUUUUAAUGAAGAGCCAUUCUUACGGAAUAUGCUUGAGUAUUAUCAAGGUGGUGUCGAGAUGAUUCGAAGAGAUUUACUAACUGGGCACUGGAAACCUUACCUUGAACGUGCAAUCAGCUUAAAACCAUGUUAUGAGGGUGGGAUUAAUGGUGGUGAGGUCGCAGCUCAUAUUAUACAAGAGACAGCUAUUGGGAAGAACUAUGCCUCGGAUAAGUUGAGUGGCGCAAGAAGAUUACGGGAUGCAAUAGUUCUAGGAUAUCAACUACAAAGGGCCCCUGGAAGGGAUAUACUCGUCCCAGAAUGGUAUGCAAAUGCUGCAAAUGAACUUAGUAAGUCUACAGGGUCAUCAACUGUGUCAGCAGCUGAGGGUGGACACCUAAUGAGCUCAUAUAUAGAAGAUUUUGAAAUUCUUCAUGGUGACCUUCAAGGCCUGCCAGAUACAAUGAGCUUCUUGAAGAGCAUGGCAGAGCUAGAUGCUAUAAAUGAAUAUGAAAAGAAUUCAGAGAAGCGUCAAAUGCGGGAGCGUAAAGCUGCUGCAGGACUUUUCAAUUGGGAGGAAGAUAUCUAUGUGGCUAGAGCGCCCGGUAGGUUGGAUGUGAUGGGAGGCAUAGCUGACUAUUCAGGAAGCCUUGUAUUACAGUUGCCUACAAGAGAAGCUUGUCAUGUUGCCGUGCAGAGGAAUGAUCCUAACAAACAUAAGCUCUGGAAACAUGCCCAGGAAAGGCAAAAUACAAAGGGCCAACAACCUACCCCUGUUCUUCAGAUUGUAAGUUGGGGAUUAAAGCUCUACUCUUCUAUGUUUCUCAAGCCAUCCUUCCUCAGACAAUCCUCUGAGGAGCAAUGGCUAACAGUGUCUUAUGGGUCUGAGUUAAGCAAUCGUGGCCCGACUUUUGACAUGGAUUUAUCUGAUUUCAUUGAAGAUGGGCAGCCAAUACCAUAUGAGAAGGCAAAGAAAUACUUUGCUCAAGAUCCAUCACAAAAGUGGGCAGCAUAUGUUGCAGGGACCAUUUUGGUUUUGAUGAAAGAACUAGGUGUGCGAUUUGAAGAUAGCAUCAGCAUGCUGGUUUCUUCUGCUGUCCCUGAAGGCAAAGGUGUGUCUUCUUCAGCCUCUGUGGAAGUCGCAAGCAUGUCUGCUAUUGCUGCUGCUCAUGGAUUGAGCAUCAGCCCAAGAGAUAUUGCGUUGCUCAGCCAAAAGGUGGAGAACCACAUCGUUGGAGCCCCUUGUGGUGUAAUGGAUCAGAUGACUUCAGCAUGUGGUGAAGCUAACAAGCUUCUGGCUAUGGUUUGCCAGCCUGCUGAGGUAAUUGGGCUAGUUGAAAUCCCUAACCAUAUUCGUUUCUGGGGCAUUGAUUCCGGGAUACGUCACAGUGUUGGUGGUGCAGACUAUGGAUCUGUGAGAAUUGGAGCCUUCAUGGGUCGGAAGAUCAUAAAAUCCUUAGCAUCUGACGUGGUGUCUAAAUCAUCUGACUUCAGUAAUGGUUUCGUCCAUGAUGAACUGGAAGAUGAUGGUGUGGCACUACUAGAAGCUGAAGCAUCAUUAGAUUACUUGUGCAACUUGGCACCACACAGAUAUGAAGCCCUAUAUGCAAAGAUGCUUCCUGAGACACUGCUGGGUCAGGAAUUCCUGAAUAGGUACAUUGAUCACAGCGAUCCCGUUACAUCGAUUGAUACAAACCGGAAAUAUGUGGUUAGAGCGCCAGCUAAACAUCCCAUCUAUGAGAAUUUCCGAGUGAAGAACUUCAAAGCAUUGCUUACUUCUACAACGUCGGAUGAUCAACUCACAGCUCUAGGAGAAUUACUGUAUCAGUGUCAUUACAGCUACAGUGCGUGCGGGCUAGGCACAGACGGAACAGAUAGGCUUGUAAGGAUGGUCCAGGAAAUGCAGCAUAGUUCCAAGUCGAAAUCUGAAGGUGGGACGUUAUACGGAGCCAAAAUAACCGGUGGAGGCUCUGGUGGCACUGUUUGUGUUAUUGGUAGGAACUCCUUGUGCAGCAGCCAACAAAUUCUAGAGGUUCAGCAGAAGUACAAAGUAGCAACUGGGUAUUUGCCAUUUAUCUUUGAGGGGUCUUCUCCUGGAGCUGGGAAGUUUGGAUACUUGAGAAUUCGUCGACGGUAGCCCACCACCUUUCCCACUGAUCACCUGUUUAUGUCAGCUGCUCCUUAUAGUUAGCUGCCUUCAGACUUCAGUCACUCUCGCAACUUCUUCACACACGACACGAUGACCUCGAAAUGACAUUCUGGUCGAUAGAUAUAGCAUAGUUCAGCUAAGUUAGUUUUGAGAAUAAGAUUACUAGGCAGCAAUUAAGCCGUGUGUUAGAGUAUUCAUUAAAUUGAGAAGGAUGAACAAAACAAACCCUUGUUGUACAAGUUUUUGCUUUUAAUGUUAAAACGUGUUUGGCCUUGGUCGAUCAGGGGUAUUCUUUUUAUAUAUAAAAGCUGGGUACGCUUUUUGCCCGUUACUGUAUCACUUUUCGUCGUUUAGUGGGUUUCAAAGGCUUUUACUGAACGACUUCCCAUUCACCUCUUCGCCCACCUACUGACUUCUGGCUUCCCCAAAUCCAGCGAGCGGCCAUUCCU
Molecule: messenger RNA, 3719 nt
Organism: Linum tenue
Lineage: Eukaryota; Viridiplantae; Streptophyta; Magnoliopsida; Malpighiales; Linaceae
Source: the annotation of a GenBank genome assembly